This is a messenger RNA of Ochotona curzoniae (black-lipped pika), 504 nucleotides long. It is a transcript of the gene HES2, whose product is annotated as hes family bHLH transcription factor 2. The transcript has 4 exons. Gene Ontology annotation, cellular component: nucleus. NCBI's taxonomy places the organism in Eukaryota, Metazoa, Chordata, Mammalia, Lagomorpha, Ochotonidae. Gene Ontology annotation, biological process: regulation of neurogenesis; anterior/posterior pattern specification; regulation of transcription by RNA polymerase II. The record is from RefSeq and is a predicted model, not a curated record. The coding region runs from base 1 to 504 and encodes 167 amino acids. Gene Ontology annotation, molecular function: DNA-binding transcription factor activity, RNA polymerase II-specific; protein dimerization activity; RNA polymerase II cis-regulatory region sequence-specific DNA binding.
AUGGGGCUGCCUCGCAGAGCCGGGGACGCGGCGGAGCUGCGCAAGAGCCUGAAGCCACUGCUGGAGAAGCGCCGGCGAGCGCGCAUCAACCAGAGCCUGAGCCAGCUCCAGGGGCUCCUGCUGCCGCUGCUGGGCCGGGAGAACUCGCGCUCCUCGAAGUUGGAAAAGGCAGACAUCCUGGAGAUGACCGUGCGUUUCCUGCAGGAGCUGCCGGCGUCCGCUGCUCCUGCCGCCGCGCCUGCUCCCGCCGACAGCUACCGGGAGGGCUACCGCGCCUGCCUGGCGCGCCUGGCUCGGGUGCUGCCCUCCUGCCUCGUCCUGGAGCCCGCCGUGAGCGCGCGUCUGUUGGAGCAUUUGCGCCGGAGGGCGGCCGGCGCCAACUCCGACGGUGGGCACCCUGGAGACCCCGGGGAUCCGCCCUCGGCCGCCCCGCCGCCCGCGCCCGCGCCUCCGCCCUUGCCGCCCGCGCCUCCCCGCGGCCCUGGCUUCUGGCGGCCGUGGUAG